GGGCAUUGCCCCGUCGCUACCCUGCCCGUGUGCGUGUGGCAGUGUGACACUGGGGCCUGCUCCCCGGAGCCUUCAGAGCGAUCACGGACCUUACGAGCCCUAUGUUGCUGGACCCCCAGAACACAGAACAUGGCGGAUGGGGCACAGGCCAACCCCAAAAUGUUGAGGAAGAAGGUGCUGGUUAGGCACCCCUCCGGGUGGAGGGGCCCAAGUCUCAGGGCCUCUUUUCCUUGGAGAACCUCGAGGUCCAGCUUGGGUAUGAAGAAAUUCUUCACCAUGGUCGUCCUGGCUGGCAGCGUCCUGCCCGCAGCCCGCAGCAGCCUGCUUAACCUGAAGUCCAUGGUGGAAACCAUCACGGGGAGGAGUGCCAUCUUGUCCUUCGUGGGCUACGGCUGCUACUGUGGACUAGGAGGGCGCGGGCUGCCCAUGGAUGAGGUGGACUGGUGCUGCCACGCCCAUGACUGCUGCUACCAGAAGCUCUUCGACCUGGGCUGCCACCCCUACGUGGACCACUAUGAAUACACCAUCGAGAGCAAUACUUCCAUCACCUGCAGUGAGCUCAACGAGACCGAGUGUGACAAGCAGACCUGUGAGUGUGACAAGAACGUGGUUCUGUGCCUCCGGAACCAGACGUACAAUGAGAAGCAUCGCAACUACCUCAACAUCUACUGUCAGGGCCCCACGCCCAACUGCAGCAUCUACGAGCCGCCCCUGGAGGAGGCGGCCUACAGGCACAUCUCCCCCACUCCCCCUGCACCUCCCUAGUGCCCCCCGGGGCUGACGGGCAAGAGGGAUGGAGGUUCUGGCUCUGGGGACCAGACAGGCAGACCAGGUGGAGAUGGGGGAAGACUGAGAGCCCAGGGCUUUCUGGCUGCUUCCUCCCUGGAACUCUCCAGGGGACCGGCCCCAGAGGACUCAGGGAGGCCUGGGUGCUGACUGUGGCUCCCAGGCCCCUCCAGCCCAGCACUGGGCGUGGCCAUGUCCUACCGCUGAUCCCAGACUUGGCAGGAAACAUGUAGCCUGUUGGGGUCUCUCUUGAGUGUGGAGGGCAAGGCCUGAGGAAAAGAGGUGGCUCCUCUGAGUGGUCUCUGCCACGGGCCCCAGCCUGACUUCCUCGGCUUGACCGUCAAGGUUAGAGACCAAGAUCCUGAGCUGCCAGUACAGCCCCAGAGCUUGGUGUGUCCUCAGACAGGUUCCCAGACAGAGUGCUGGUCCCGAGGUUCUGGGGGCCUCUUGGCUGCCCCUAGGGGACAACUCUGGGCGCUCCUUGCUUUGAAGGCCUACUGGCUCUCUAGAGCCCCCUUAAGGGCAGGGUGGCCCAUGAGUCCAGGCCCAGACAUCACAGGAGGGCCACAGGGCUAGUGUCUCAGCCACAAGGUCUGGCCUCAGAUCAGGCUCGGGGGGACUGACGGAACCCCCAUGCCCAGUGGCACUCCCUUAGGUGCAUGGGGACCAAGACGGGGCCACAAGUAUGUCUCCAGCACCCUCACGUCUCCCCCCACCUCCCUGCUAACCCAGCCCAGCCAUACGGCACUGCUCUGAGGUGCACCGGACCCCACCCCCGUGCCUCUCCUCCUGCAGCAGCCGGGCCGGUGGGUGGGAGGACCCCAGACCCCUCUCUCCCUGCCAGGGAGACGCAAGGCUGCACUCUGGUCUCAGAAGCCCUGUCAGUGGGGAGGAGGCCGAGGGCUGGGACCCACCUCCCUGAAGGGGAAACAAAGGCAGAAGGGUCCAGGUCCAGGCAGGAGGCUUGGAGAAGAUUCCAGAAGGCAGUGGGGAGGGAACUGCAUGAAGACAGACGGGAGGGGAGACGGUGGGAGAGAAGCGGGACAAGGCGAGACGCCCAGUCCAGAGGGGUCUCGGCAGGAGAAGUGGGGUGAAGGAGCCUUGGGGUGCAGGGGCCCCCUUGGGCCUAGGUUCCUGUUGAGGGUUGUGGGCAGAGAUGGAAGAGAGUCAGCCCCCGCAGGGCCAGCUUCCUGACUCUGUGCCAGCACUGCUCUCUCUCCAGGUGCACCUGCCCCUUUCCUGCCUUGCCUCGCCUCUCGACCUCAAGGUCAGCGGCCUCCAAGUAGCCAGCGUGCCCUGCCUCACCCUGAGGACACACCGACACAGCGCUGAGACCCGCCCAGACACCCUCAGCCAUCAGGAAGCUUGGCCCGCCCUGCGAGGGCCUGUAGAUCCACUGUCACUAGGGCCAGUCAUGAAAGGCGGAGGCAGCAGAGGAGUGGGGUGGGGAGAGAACAUCUCCCCCCAGAAUAGCAGGACUGGGAAGAAGCCUCACCUUGCUGCAGCUUCUAGAACGCUAGCCCUGGGGACUGAGGAUGAAUUUGGUGGUUGGAGUCAGCUGUCACUAUGCAUGAGAGAAGGCCCUUCCAACCGUUCACCUCCUUCUGGCCCUGGUGUGGUGGCUGUGGUCCCCAGUGUGUCUCAUCACUCAUAUCUUCUUUCUUUUUUUUUAAUGCUUUAUUUAUUUUUGAGAGAGAGAGACAGAGACAGAGACAGAGAGACAGAGUGUGAGCAGGGGAGGGGCAGAGAGAGAGGGAGACACAGAAUCCAAAGGAGGCUCCAUGCUCCGAGCUGUCAGCCCAGAGUCCGAUGAGGGGCUCGAACUCAUGAGUCGUGAGAUCAUGACCUGAGCUGAAGUUGGCCGUUUAACCGACUGAGCCACCCAGGCUCCUGCUGAUAUCUUCUUCUACCCUGGCUAACUAACUAACUUCUUCCGGCCAUCUUGGGCUGGUCCCUUAUCUCUGAGCUGAAGCCCCCCUAAGCCAGGGUGGAGCCAGGAUGGGGCAGCCACAGUCCACUAGAAGAUGGGGUCUGCAGAGGCCCCGGCCCCGCACCUGUGGGAGCCCAGGUUUCUGCCUGCGCCCCUCUACCUUGCACACACCUCCACUCCAGAGAGUCUGGGCCAGUGUGUUGGGAUGAGAUUCUGCGGCCGAGGAGUCUUGCCUCCCCCUGCCCCCCUCACCUUGCCCCAGCCUGUCCAAGAUGCUGCGACCCCAGAGGUCCUCCACAGGACGUGGCGCCCCAUCGUCAAUCUCAUAAAGGCCUCCUGCCUCAGCUCCCUCUUGUUGGUCCUCCUUGGCCGGGCAUCAGGGGAGGGCACAGAGACUCCCUCCAGGGUCUCCAGCUCAGGGGGAAGCAGAAUCCCUUCCUGCCCCCCGCCUGGGCAAAGUGGCCCUGCUCCAGCAGAGAGACAAGCAUCAGGAAAGUGGUGUGGGCCAGCGGAUGGACAAUGAUAACUGUUAGGCUGGGUGGGUGCUUGUCAGGCAUCAGUCUCCACCCCAUCCUUUUCUGUUGAACAUCCGAGGCCCGGAGAGGAACAGGAACUUGCCCAGAGUGACACAGGUUGUAAGUGAUGGGGCUGUGUCUGAAUCCUCAGCAUCUGACUUGUAACUAUCCCUCCUUGCAUCUUCUUUUUUUAAAAAAAAUUUUAAAUGUUUUCAUUUAUUUUUAAGACAGAGAGAGACAGAGCAUGAGCAGGGGAGGGGCGGAGAGAGAGGGAGACACAGAAUCCGAAACAGGCUCCAGGCUCUGAGCCGUCAGCCCAGAGCCCGACGUGGGGCUCAAACUCACGAACCAUGAGAUCAUGACCUGAGCCGAAGUCAGACACUCAACCGACUGAGCCACCCAGGCGCCCCAUCUCCUUGCACCUUCUUAACGAUGAUGCGGGCGCAGCUGGAGACAGUGGGACCAGUGACCGAGAAUCCAGCAGGACACCAGGUCCUGGUCUUAGCACGUUCUCUGACUUAUGUCCCUUCUCUGUUGUGGGCAUCGGUUUCCCCAUGUGUAGAGGGACCAGAAUAGCUGUUUCAGGUGCUCCCCAAAGCUAUGUGCUUUCCUGGACACAUCUGGGAUGAUCCCUGGGACUCUGCUCCCCCUCCCCACCUCAAUCUUCAAUUAAACAGCUCUGCUUUUCCUGUAUUAUUUACUGAGCUUUCACCUGAGCUACUGUAAGAAGAAAAGACAUUCUUCAGUAAUUUUUUUAAAAAGCUUGAAAACUCUGGGACAAGAUCAUCCAUUGGUUCAUUCAUUCAAUGGACCUAUACUGAUGGUCUUCUAUGGACCAGGCAUGGUGCAGGGGGUUUGGUGGGGAUACCUUUAAUCAGACACAGACUCUACCUGCAGGAAUCCCUUAGGCUGGUAGGGGGAGGCAGACAUGUGAUAACCUUGACAUAUGGUGCCAAGCAGUGUCAUGGGGAGCACGGAGGAUGAAGCCCCAAGUGUGUCCUUGGUAGUCCCGAAGGGGCCCCCAAGGGGAUAAGGUGUGGGGCUGGGAUGGCCUGUUCAAGGUCCUUGGAGGUGGAGAAGAGGGGCGGGUCACAUGUUUUGAGGAGGGGGCCCUUGCUUCUGUAAUCUGGGUGGCUCUUUGCUUCUUCAGGACUCCUUCCAAGUUAGUGAGAUCUUUUAGGCUAAGCCUUGAGGAAGGAUUGUACUUGGCUUCCACUGGUCUGGAGCUGCCAUUGACAAAGACUCUGUCCUUGACCAAACUUUAGUUAGGAUCCUCUGAGACCUUUCCCAACCAGGCUGACACCUUAGGGUUUCCGCAUCCAUCUGAGCACUGCCCAGUUUUAGCAAGAAUCCCCUCCUGCCCUCGAUAUCUGGUCAAGUUCGUCACCCUCCACCAUUUCCCAGGUGGUUCCUGAUCACCCAGGCCUGCCUUUAGCAAGAAUCUUGUUAGGGUCAGUUUAGCAAGAAUCAUCCAACCCUCUUAGCAAUCUUCCAUCCACCAGCUCCCCUCCCCACUCCUUGGCUAUAAACCCCCACCUAAGAAAAGUGAGGAUUCAUAACUGUAUUCAGAAUUGAGCCCAGUUCUGUCCUGGCCCCUGCUGUGAUCAUUCUUGAAUAAAACCUGUUUUUACCACUUAAA
Lynx canadensis (Canada lynx) is the source of this 4870-nucleotide messenger RNA. RefSeq names its product phospholipase A2 group IIF (gene PLA2G2F). Gene Ontology annotation, molecular function: calcium ion binding; phospholipid binding. The transcript has 5 exons. Bases 130 to 765 code for a protein of 211 amino acids. The record is from RefSeq and is a predicted model, not a curated record. Gene Ontology annotation, biological process: phospholipid metabolic process; negative regulation of T cell proliferation; arachidonate secretion. NCBI's taxonomy places the organism in Eukaryota, Metazoa, Chordata, Mammalia, Carnivora, Felidae.